GUUGGUGCCGGCGCGGCAGCCGUCAUCAUCAUGGUACUGACGGAAAGUCGACAGUUAACGGCGACGCUGCAGACCCCACCCCCCUUUCGGUGUGGCACUUUCCCACAUGUAUGUGAAGUUUUUUUUUUUUUUUUUUCGUGCGAAUAUGGAGGCCGCCCUCACUCGCAAGAUCCCGAUGUCGGAACGAAACUCCAUCAAGUUCUUGGUCCAGCCUUGGCUCUCACCACACUACCGACCCACGCUCACCUAUCACCGACAAGACGCUGUGCCGAUGGCGAUUGGCUCUUCGUGGUUCCCAUCGCUGAUUGGAUGCGCGGUUGGUUGUCACUUUAGUUCUUGGAUGUGGUCGUGGCGUGUGGUGUGAUGAUGUCGCUGUUUUUUUGUUUGUGUAUGGGUGCGCUAAAUGUUUUCGUACUGCCUUCGUUUUUUUUGUGUGUGUGGGCUCGUCCUUCUGCCGCGGGUGGGGCCUGUUGCUGUCAGUACUUUCCAAUUUUACGUUUCUUGUUGGUGUUUGAGCAAAGUGCGUACAAUGUUUUGAGUAGAGAAUUUUUGGUAGGCACGGCACCACACACAUGACGACUAAUUGCGCCUUCCGCCUGAUUAAAAUGGGUGUCGAUGAGCGCCCCAAAUUAGCUACUGGCACGCUUUUCGGGCCGUUUUUGGGGUAGCUCUUGUUUUUUUCGGG
This is a messenger RNA of Ectocarpus siliculosus, 685 nucleotides long. The record is from the annotation of a GenBank genome assembly. Lineage: Eukaryota; Phaeophyceae; Ectocarpales; Ectocarpaceae.